Molecule: messenger RNA, 1268 nt
Organism: Electrophorus electricus (electric eel)
Lineage: Eukaryota; Metazoa; Chordata; Actinopteri; Gymnotiformes; Gymnotidae
Product: natterin-3-like
Source: RefSeq, a predicted model, not a curated record
AUGAGGGCAGCACUUCCCUUGGUGUUAGUGGUACUGCAACUGUGUUUGCCACCACUGUUUUCUGCCCCCACCAGAGACCUCAAGGCAGUGAACAAGAUCCAACUAAACCCUGCCCUGGAAGAUAUGGUCCCACCUCUUGAUGCUUUGACCUUGGUGGCCCAUUGUAGCACUCCUCCUGAGUUAACCUCUGAGAAGGAGGAGGAGUGGAGCAUGUUUGAAGAGAAUAUCAGCCUCAAAUGGGUUAGCUGGAAUGACUCCCUCCCCAACGGCGCCCUAAGCAUCUACAACGGUUACACAGGACGCACAGACUAUGUGUGCAAAGUCAGCUGCGAGGCUGGAUUCUACACCCCAAGCAAAGGCCCAUAUUGCUAUUACCCUUAUGCAAAUGCUGAGUACUCUGCCCCUAAGUUUGAGGUCUUGGUCAAUGAGGACCACUUUGAGUUUUUGGAGUGGAGAUCAGGCUCCUAUGGUUCUGUGCCGAUGGAUUCGGUGAAGACCUGCACAAAGCUGGACAUCUACGUUGGAAAGAAUAAAUAUGGAUUAGGCAAGGUUGUUGUUCAGCAUGAGGCCUUCUUCCUGCCUUGGGAGGGUGAGGAGUACUGGUACAAGAAGUAUGAUGUCCUGACCAUUAACAGGGACAAGUACAGCCAGCACAUCUCCCAUGUGGAGUACGCCAUUGACCAGAUCGAGCUGUUCCAUCACCCUCCUGAGACCAUCCAAACGGCCAAGGCCACUAAUUAUGAGUGUUCCAGCAUUGAAAAGACAGUCCUUUUGGAGAAGAGCAGCACUGUGGAAAAUUUCUGGGACAUUGGCAGAGUAACUCGCAAUGGCUCCACCUCCAUCAUGACUGGGAAAAUCCCAAUCAUCAACCCGGACAAUGUGGACUUCACCAAGGAACUGACUGUGAGCUUCUCAGAGGGGACAAAGAUGACUGAAACCAUCACCCACUCCAUGUCUGUGCAGGUCCUCGUCCCUCCAAACCACUCAUGCUCAGUAAGGAUGGACGCUAAAAGGACGACUGCUGAUAUUCCAUUCACGGCACGCCUGAGUCGCACGUACAGCAACGGAGAAACCCACUGGACCACCAUCACUGGGACAUAUGAUGGUGUGAAGAUUGGGGAGAUCAACGCGGUGGUGGAGCGCUGCAAGCCCAUCCCUGAUGCACCUCCCUGUUGAAUGAUUGAAUCCAGCUCCACACUACACGUUGGCCUUACUUAUCAUUCAAGAUCACAUGUACUCACUGGCAUGGCAGUGAGUCACCUGUUUUA